AAAAAGUGUGCUCAAUGUACUUGUGAAGAAAUGUGAAAGAAAUUCUUGUUAGUUCCGUGUUCAUUUUCUUACCAAAAAGUGCAUGAAUAAAGUUAUUUAUGAAAAUAAAAACUAAGUGAAAAACGCCCAAAAUUUUACAACCUAAGUAUAAAAUAAAAAAACUUGUAGUUGUACAUUAAAAAAGUGUUUAAUUAAAGUGCGGAUUGAUUGUUAAGGAAACAGCCAGCUUGAAUCGAUUUUUAGCAGAAAAAUAUUGGUUAAUAACAACAACAAAUAUUAAAGUGACAGAAAUUAAAAAUAGGUCAUUUUAAUCAAGGCAUAAAUAAAUUGCAUACAUACAUAGUGGUUGAAAUCAAUUUGUCAUAAAUUUGAAACUGAAUUGUAUGACUAAAACGAAUCUCUACGUACUAGAGUAAUUUAAAAAUAAAAACAACAUUUACAAAUAUAACAUCAUCAACAUCAUCAUAUUCAAAUUGAAAUUGAAAUAUUGCAUUUCAAUUGAAAAAACAAACAAACAAAUUAAAAACAAAAACUUUAACAAUUUAAAGGAAUUUGCAGAUCUUUUAAAGUUCUUAUUUUUUAUUCUACAUUUCGUUGUUAUAUUAUUAUUUAAAACAUCCUAAUCUAACGCUGCAAUGGCAUCAUCCUCCAUACUCGCCAACAAUCCAAUUACGACACAUACAACACCAACGUUAAUAAACGGAUCUAAUUCUGCUGCUGCACCAACAACAACAACAAUAUCAACACGCAAAAGAACAUACGAAACAGCUUUAACCUCAUCAUCGUCGUCUACUAACACAAACUUGUCACAGUCGCCAAAUCUUGAAAUUGCCAAAGAACAAUCUAUGUUGCCUCCUGCGUCACCAGCUGCUGUAACCGAUGAAUUGAUGUCGAUUAAAGUGGAUGAAUCUCUGGGUACAUCCACCACUAAAGAUUAUACACGCACAAUUUCACAAAGUGAACCUGAUGAUGGCGAGGGAGCUGCUGCUAUUUUGGCCAUCGAAACAGCUGCUACUACUAGUCCUGUCAAAAAGAAAUAUGCUCCACCAAAGACAGCGGUAUCAAGCAUUAGCAGUGGCAGUUCCGAUAUAAUGACAAUUUGCAAACCAGCACCAUUUUCCACCGAUGAAGAAGCUGUAUGUGAACGUGAUCGCUGUGAUUAUAACUAUAAGAUAACGUAUCAAAUGGCCCGUAGCGGUCAAUCAUCAAGAAGAGUACGUGUUUAUGCAGAUGGUAUCUAUGAUUUAUUCCAUCAAGGUCAUGCCAGACAAUUAAUGCAGGCUAAAAAUAUUUUCCCUAAUGUUUACUUGAUUGUGGGUAUUUGCAAUGAUGAGCUCACCCAUGAAAUGAAGGGCCGUACAGUAAUGAAUGAUUUUGAACGUUAUGAAGGCGUACGUCAUUGUCGUUAUGUUGAUGAGAUUAUUGCAGAUGCUCCCUGGACUUUGACUGAUGAUUUUAUUACUUCCAACAAAAUAGAUUUUGUUGCCCACGAUGACAUUCCAUAUACUGGCGAUGGAGUUGAUGAUAUUUAUGGUUGGUUAAAGGCUAAAGGCAUGUUUGUUGCAACUGAACGUACUGAAGGCGUCUCUACCUCAGAUAUUGUUGCUCGCAUUGUAAAAGAUUACGAUUUGUAUGUACGUCGUAAUUUGGCUCGUGGUUAUUCGGCCAAAGAUUUGAAUGUUUCAUUUCUUUCCGAAAAGAAAUUCCGUUUGCAAAACAAAAUGGACGAACUUAAGGAUCGUGGUCGUCGUGAAUUGACUAAAGUCAAGGGCGAUAUUAUAACGAAAUGGGAAGAAAAAUCACGUGAAUUUAUUGACGCUUUCCUGUUACUUUUCGGACGUGAACGUCUUCAUCAUUUGUGGAACGAAUCAAAGGGAAAACUGAUACAGGCCCUGAGCCCACCCGGUAGUCCAAGUGGUUCAGUAAACGGUGAUUACAUCGACUUUGACGAUGAUGAAGAUGACGAGGCUCUCGAUGAUGAUGGCGUAGCAUCAAGGGGAUCAAGUGAUAAUGGUCCUGAUGUUAACAUUCAUAUGGAACAUUCGCCGCGUGGUAGACGUACUUAUCAUCGACGUGUGGUCGAUAGUCCCACAACGUUACGCAGAAAUGAUCAGUAUUCACCGGACGAAGACGACGAUGACGAUGUAGAAUUUGAGCGCAGAAGUAAUUAAAUUUAAACAUGAUUACCAUUAUAUGGCUGCUCUUAAAUAGUAACACGUAUAAUUAUUGUAUUGUAUCGGGUAUAACAAACAAACUUGUGUAUAAAAUCCAAAAGAAGUUGUUAUAUUAAUGGUAAACAAGAUGAAAACAAAACAAACAAAGAAACAAACCAUUUUUUGAAUUAAGAUAGUAUAAAAAAUUCAAAAUCUAUUUGAAAUAUUUAAAUUUAAUAACAUACGCCUUUUUUAAGAACUAACUCCUCAUCGUCGUUAUUUAUUUAGGAAAUGAACAUAUUCACACAAACACACACUACUUACUCCUCAUACAACUUAAUUAAAUUAUUCUAUUCUAUUCCUUUUGAAUUGAAAAUAUUGAAUGUGAAUGAUGGAUAUUAUGAAUGUACGUAUGUAUGGUAUGUAUGAAAUACUAAUUAGAAGACAUUAGAAGAAGCAAUUGCAAAAACGUAUUAAUUUUCUUUCAUACCUACAACAAAUUGAAUUAAUUUUAUUAAUUUCAAAAACAAAGGGUACCACCACCUACCACCUCCAAACUAUAAAUGCUCUUAAAAUGUACGUUUUUUAGCUUCUAAUUUUGUCAAUUUUUGUAUUUAUUAAUGAAUUUUUUUAUUUUUAUUAGCAAAUGCAUUAUUUGUUUUUUUUUUUUUUGUAAAUCUUUAUUUUCUGCUCCCUUUUUUUAGUCUUACUCUAUUAUAUCUAAAUACAUAUUUUUAAUUUAUUAUUAUUUUGUCCUUUAUUUAUAAUUUAAUUAUAAUUUACUUAUACACAAUUUUACUGAUUUCAUGUUGCUCUUAAACUAUUUUUUGUUUAAAUUGUUUCCUAUAUAAAAUUAGUUUUUUUUUAAAUGAUCGUUUUAUUUAAAUAUAAGAAACAUACUACUAGCCAUGCUGUAAUAGAGCUAUAUUAGAAGUUGCUAUUUAUUAAGUAAAUUAUAUUAAAAUUUAUGUAUAACAGAACACAAGCAUGGCUACGAUUGUGUAAAUAGUUUUAAUAAAAUCAAUGAAUGUAUUGCAAUCUCAUUAUUAUGAGAAUUUUUAAUUACAAACAAAUUCCUUUUGAAUCAUUAAAAACCAAAAAAAAAAAAACAAAAAAGAACAUGAAUAUUUUGUAAUAUAUUUUGGACUUGCUUUAAAAUUAAAUAAAAAAAAGACAAAUUCUUAUACAAAUUUAAUUUAAUUUGAAAUGAAA
This is a messenger RNA of Calliphora vicina (urban bluebottle blowfly), 3365 nucleotides long. RefSeq names its product choline-phosphate cytidylyltransferase A-like. The transcript is spliced from 6 exons. The coding region runs from base 636 to 2171 and encodes 511 amino acids. The record is from RefSeq and is a predicted model, not a curated record. Gene Ontology annotation, molecular function: choline-phosphate cytidylyltransferase activity; phosphatidylcholine binding. Gene Ontology annotation, biological process: CDP-choline pathway. Lineage: Eukaryota; Metazoa; Arthropoda; Insecta; Diptera; Calliphoridae.